This is a messenger RNA of Tinamus guttatus (white-throated tinamou), 612 nucleotides long. The record is from RefSeq and is a predicted model, not a curated record. NCBI's taxonomy places the organism in Eukaryota, Metazoa, Chordata, Aves, Tinamiformes, Tinamidae.
GAGUACUUUCUUCUCACUGUCAUGGCCUAUGACCGCUUUGUUGCCAUCUGCAGACCCCUGCACUAUGGGACCCUCCUGGGCAGCAGAGCUUGUGUCAAAAUGGCAGCAGCCGCCUGGGGUAGUGGUUUUCUCUGUGCUGUCCUGCACACUGCUAAUACAUUUUCACUACCACUCUGCCGAAGCAACAUGCUGGGGCAGUUCUUUUGUCAAAUGCCCCAGAUCCUCAAGCUGUCCUGCACAGGGUCCUACCUCAGGAAAUCUGGAGCUAUUGUGGUUACUGCCUGCUUAGGCUUUGGAUGCUACAUUUUCAUUGUGGUGUCCUAUGUGCAGAUCUUCAGAGCUGUGCUGAGGAUCCCCUCUGAGCAGGGAAGGCACAAAGCCUUUUCCAUGUGCCUCCCUCACCUGGCCGUGGUCUCCCUCUUUGUCAGCACUGUCAUAUUUGCCCAAUUGAAGCCCCUCUCCAUUUCCCAACCAAGUCUGGAUCUGCUGCUGGCCGUUUUGUACUCGGUGGUGCCUCCAACAGUGAACCCUCUCAUCUACAGCUUUAGGAAUGAGGAGCUCAAAAAUGCUAGAAGGAGACUGAUCCAAUGGGUAUAUUGUCAGCAGCAGUAA